ACGGUUUACCUUUUUUAAAAAUACAUUUAUACAUGUAUUUAAAAUGUAUAUAACUAGCCAGAAAAGCACUAUAUUUUUUUAUAUAAAAUUUAGUCCAUACAACCGUUUACUACUGUGAUAUAGACGUUUAAAAUAACUACCUUGACAACUGAAACUACUUAAUAUGACGAUUUAAUUUUUUUUCUUAGAAAUUAUACAACUGUAUCCAUAUACACAGAUAAGACAGGACCUUAUAACUUUUAAUCAACUGUAACUUGUGGAUCAAGAUUAAACCUUGCAACACUAUAUUUCAAAUCGUGAUCUUCAACAAGUUCUCUAUUAUCUUCAUUCAAACGAAUUAUUUUAUACAUUGAUAUUAUAUACUUAAACUAAUGUCUACAGAUACAUGGAUAUCUUCACAUUGUGAAUUGAAUCAUCUUGUCAAUAUGUCACCAUCAACAUCUACUUCAUCACCAUCAUUAUUGAAUGCUAAUUUUAUGCAACAAUUUUCAAAUGUAUUUCAUAAAUUUUAUUCAUCUGAAACCAGUUCAUUAAUUACAACAAAAUCUAAUGACCCAUACCUGUAUACUAACUAUUUAAGUCAAACUGUAUUAAAUAGUUACAUUAAUAAAGAACAUAAAUUACAAGAUAAUAAUUUACAAAACAUUCAAGAGAUUUUUCAAAAAUUUUUAAAAACUUUUCCACAAUUUGAUAUGGUACAAAAAUCAUUACCAAGUCAAGAAACAUCUACAGAAAGAUCUAUUCAAGAUUUAACAAUGAAUCGUGGUGGACAAUAUGAUUUGAAUAUAUCUGAUUUUAAUUGUAGUAAUACUACAUUAGGUACAUUACCAAGUCCAUCGGAUAAAUCUAGUCCAUAUGAUUCUAGUUUAUGUUAUUCACAGAAUAUUGUAACAGAUAAGAAUGGAUAUCAUAUGAAUAAUCAACAAAUGAAUGAUACUGAAAUUGAAGAAGUGAAUGAAUUCUAUGGUACUUCAGAUUACAUUAAAAUGAAUAAAACAAACAGUUUAUAUACUACUGUACCAUCCGAUACGGUAUUAAAUAGUAUAUAUAAUAUCAAUGGUAAUAUAAAACAAGAUUAUAGAUCUACAGAAAAAUUAGUGAAUCAUUUUCCUGAUCAUUAUCAACAUGAUAAUGAACAGUCGAAUGAUGAACAUUAUGCUAUCAACUUAUCUAUGAAAAAGACAAAUUUAUUUCAAACAAUACCUACUUCACAAUCUGAAAUGAUGAAUCAUAAUCUGGAAACAAAUGAUCCUUCAUUAUCAAAUCCAGCAGUUUAUGAAUACUAUACUAAAUUAAUGCAACUCAGUUAUUUUGAGUGGUUUAAGUAUCUCCUUUGUCAGUCGCCACAAAUAACAGGAAACUCAUCUACCUCAAGUCCUAUACCUCAUUUAAUUCAGAAUAACAAUAUUCGUUAUCCAAACAACAAAUCCUGUGACGUUAAUAGCUUGAAUAAUGUUAACAAUACUAUUCGAAGUAACCACUCUUCAAAGGAUGUUCAAAAUAUAGAUAGAUUAGCAUUUCGUCAUUCUAAUGAAUCUCUUUCAAUUAACUCAGAUAUUUCAGGAUCAACUUAUUCAUAUGAUUUAUCUAAUUUUCCUUGUAACUUGCAGUCUAACUUCUCAUUUAAUAAUCAUCAAACUGCUUUGUUAAAUCGUCUUUCAACAAUUACAUCAACAACACAUCCAUUACCAUCUUAUUCACCAAUACGAAUUACAAAGUCCGGCAUUCAAUCAAUGACAAAAGAUGCUUCAAAAUUAACAAAUGUUUCUAAUAUGAAAUCAAAGAGCUAUUCUGGAAAUCCGAUAAUUUCAAAAUAUUCGAACACAAAAAGUGUUGAUCGUACAUUAAUUAUUAAUGGACCUAACAGUUAUGCUUGUAAACUUUGUUCAAAAGUUUAUUCACAAGCAUCCGCUUUAAAAAUGCAUGUACGUACGCAUACAUUACCAUGUCGAUGUACACAUUGUGGUAAGUCAUUUUCACGUAAAUGGCUUCUUAAAGGACAUGAACGUACACACACUGGUGAAAGACCAUAUUCAUGUAAUGUUUGUAGUCGAUCAUUUGCAGAUCGAUCAAAUCUAAGAGCGCAUAUGCAAACACAUCAACGUGAAAAACGAUAUUCAUGUCCAUAUUGUCCACGUUCAUUUUCACGAAUGGGUCUAUUAAAUAAACAUAUGAUACAAUGUACUCAAAAUACAGAAUCAAACAAUAAUGUUAGCAGUCGAAAAAAUAACAACAUAAUGAAAACAUCAAAUUGUUAUCUUCCUAUCAAAUUUUCUUGAUCCAAAUAUCUAAUUUAAUCAUCAAUAUUCUAUUUAUACAAUGAACAAUUAGUACUUACUUACUUACGCCUGUUACCCCUUCGUGGAGGAGCAUAGGCCGAAUGAACAAUUACUAGUUAGAUAAAAUACUUUACUAAACCUACAUUCAAUGAUAAACAGUAAACUUAGAUAAGUUUAUCAUAAGAUAAAAUGUAUAAAGUAGAUUUGUAGAUAUUUUUUUCAUUAGUCUACAAGUAAUAUAUGUACACAUGUAUAUCUGAUAUUUACUACUAUUUCACCCCUUUGUUUUCCAUCUUAAUCUCAUUACAAAAAUAACUUGCAGAUCAUAUUAUUUUUUUUCUUAGAAAAGGACGUAGAAGGUACUUCUACCUCAUUUACUUUAUAUUGAUGUACAGAUCCAAGAAAACUGUCAUGAAUAUUAUCUACUUAUAUGAAAUAUAUAAUUCAUUUUU
Messenger RNA from Schistosoma rodhaini, 2731 nucleotides. The record is from the annotation of a GenBank genome assembly. Lineage: Eukaryota; Metazoa; Platyhelminthes; Trematoda; Strigeidida; Schistosomatidae.